AUGGCCCGCACCGCCGAAGGUACUCAUACUUUCCUUAACAGCCCGCCCGGCGAAUGGUUCCCCUAUCUUCGGGCGCUUUACCGAAACACGUUGGAUCUGAAGAAGACGCUCUACCUGCACCACACACAGCACAAAGAUGAGACCGUUCGUGUCCCCAUCUUAGGUCCAGGCCAAGACAAGUUGAUCCUGCUGCCCUCUUCCCAAAGAAAAUGGCUUGUCGAUCAGCCCGACUCUGUCGUGAGCAUGCACGAUCAGACCACCAACCAUUUUCAGUGGAACUUGGGCACCGUCUAUCCCACACGAGACCACAACAAUGUUCCCAUCCACAUCAUACAAACCAAGCUCACGCGUGAGAUCGGUAACCUGAUCCCGGACCUUGCGGAGGAGCUGGAUCUCGCACUGAAGAAACGCUGGGGUGUUAGCACCGAGUGGAAGGAGGUGGGAGUCUACGACACGCUGAGGCUCAUCAUUGGCCAGGCAAUCAAUCGGAUCUUCAUUGGGGAAUCAUACUGCCGGAAUGAAGAAGUGCUUCACACCGGCUUUAGGUAUGCGCAGGUUAUACCGCUGGGAGCGAAUAUGCUCUGGCUGAUUCCAAACCCGCUGCGGCGUCUGCUGGCACCUUUGGUGACCCUGCCAUCCCGCUACUACGAGAAAAAGUGGUUCAAGCUCACCAUGGGCGAGGUCCACAGAAGAUUGGACGCCAGAGGCAAGGGAGACGCAGGCAGAAACGACUUUUUGAGCUGGCUCAUUACCUACGGAGAAACCCAUGGUGACCCUUACCUCUUGGAUCCAGAAGUCCUUUCAGCGCGGAUCUUGCUCCUUAACGCCUUCGCACUGCACACCAAUGUUUUUGCAAUCAUGCACAUGGUCCUUGACAUCGUCGGCUCCGGCGCCGAGCAAGGUUCCAAGUACGUUGCCGAGCUUCGCCAAGAGAUCAGCGACGUUCGCGCGGCCCACAGCGAGGACGAGGGAUGGAACAAGCGAUCACUGGCCAAACUCGAGAAGAUGGACAGCUGCUUCCGGGAGAGCCAGCGCAUAAACACCAUAUUGAGCUUGGGCCCCUUGCGUAUCGUCGGGAAGGACGGCGCUACGACGCCUUCCGGCAUCUACGUGCCGCCGGGCUAUCAAGUUGGCAUCCCAGCGUACUCGAUCCACUACGAUACAGACAUCUACGGAUCUGACGCAGAGGCUUUCAACCCGUUCCGUUUCUACAACAGAAGGAAGGACGCACAGAAUUCUGGCGAUAACUUGAAGGGGGCGAGGCAGGCGUGGGCGACCACAUCCUCCGACUACCUGUCCUUUGGGGCUGGCUUGAACAGCUGUCCUGGACGAUUCUUUGCUGCUGGAAUGUUGAAGGUGUUGAUGGCGGAGAUCCUGGAGAAAUACGAGUUUGAGUUCCAAGAGAAAAGACAAGAGAAUAUGUGGUUUGGAACGAAUCACGUUCCGCCAAUGAACGCCAAGAUGAGAAUCAGGAGGAGACAUCAAGAGGUGUAA
Messenger RNA from Diaporthe batatas, 1494 nucleotides. RefSeq lists its product as uncharacterized. The record is from RefSeq and is a predicted model, not a curated record. The coding region runs from base 1 to 1494 and encodes 497 amino acids. NCBI's taxonomy places the organism in Eukaryota, Fungi, Ascomycota, Sordariomycetes, Diaporthales, Diaporthaceae. Gene Ontology annotation, molecular function: monooxygenase activity; iron ion binding; heme binding. The transcript is spliced from 2 exons.